GUCGUCACUUCUCCUUCUCGUCCCAGCCCCUUUUCCCUCUCCCUCGAACAUGGCCAUGCUUCCACGCGCCGCUCGUCCUGCCCUUGUGGCCAGCGGCUUCUCGGCCCCCAUUGCCCGGCAGGGAGUCGCCGCCGCCGCAGGUUUCCACUCGUCCGCCGUGCAGCAGCAAACGCUGAGGGAGCUCGAGCAGCGCAUCAAGUCGGUCAAGAACAUUGAGAAGAUCACCAAGUCGAUGAAGAUGAUUGCGUCUACGAAGCUCACCAAGGCUCAGCGUGCCAUGCAGGCCGCCAAGGUGUACGGCCAGGCCAACAACGAGGUCUUUGAGCAGUCCGAGGCUACCGCUCCCGAUGGCGGCCGGGAGCUGUACAUUGUUUGCUCGUCGGACAAGGGCCUUUGCGGUGGUAUCCACUCCUCCGUCUCGAAGCGCGCCAAGGCCGAAUUUGGCAAGCACGGCGGUGCUGCUGCUUCGGCGGACUCGACUGAGGGACCCAGCAUCGUCGUUCUGGGUGACAAGGCCAAGGCUCAGCUUUCGAGGACCCUGGGCAAGAACAUUGCCGUUUCCUUCAACCAGGUUGGCAAGGAUGUUCCCACGUUUGCGGAGGCCAGCGCCAUCGCCGACAAGAUUGUCUCGAGCGGCAUCAAGUUCGACAAGGUCAACAUCAUCUACAAUGCCUUCGUCUCUGCCAUCUCCUUCGAGUCGAGGAUCAUGCAGGUCUUCAGCGAGGAGUCCUUGGAGAAGGCUCCCAAGUUCGGUCUUUACGAGCUGGAGGAGGACACGCUGAAGGACCUGGCGGAAUUCUCGCUGGCCAACGCCAUCUACGCUGCUCUUGCUGAGGGACACGCCGCUGAGAUCAACUCGAAGCAAAACGCCAUGGACAACGCUUCGAAGAACGCUGGAGAGAUGAUCACAAACCUGGGAAUGGCCUACAACCGUGGUCGACAGGCCCAGAUUACCAACGACCUCAUCGACAUUAUCACGGGUGCCUCGGCUCUUUAAGUCUGCUAACUCCCUGUGUACAUGAUAUCGUAGAGGGCCAGUGGACCGACGGCAAGAAUACAAUUGAAAGCUUCUGCUACUCUCA
Acaromyces ingoldii is the source of this 1082-nucleotide messenger RNA. RefSeq names its product ATP synthase F1 gamma. The transcript is spliced from 7 exons. The record is from RefSeq and is a predicted model, not a curated record. Bases 50 to 997 code for a protein of 315 amino acids. Gene Ontology annotation, biological process: proton motive force-driven ATP synthesis. Gene Ontology annotation, molecular function: proton-transporting ATP synthase activity, rotational mechanism. Lineage: Eukaryota; Fungi; Basidiomycota; Exobasidiomycetes; Exobasidiales; Cryptobasidiaceae.